Ictalurus furcatus (blue catfish) is the source of this 4417-nucleotide messenger RNA. RefSeq names its product H-2 class I histocompatibility antigen, alpha chain-like. NCBI's taxonomy places the organism in Eukaryota, Metazoa, Chordata, Actinopteri, Siluriformes, Ictaluridae. The record is from RefSeq and is a predicted model, not a curated record. The transcript has 7 exons. Gene Ontology annotation, cellular component: external side of plasma membrane. Gene Ontology annotation, biological process: immune response. Bases 762 to 1910 code for a protein of 382 amino acids.
CGCACCAUGAAGCAGUGUUUAACACCUGAACCUGAUCCUUUAUCAGUGUUACACAUUACACAAUUUGCAUAACCAUUUUUUUUUUUAUUAAUAUGAAUAAGUGUGCAGCUCUUUAACAAGCAAGACAUGAGGACAGGGGGACAUGGGGAAAUGGGGGAUCCUCAUGAUGCAUAUACUUAUGUUGUGUAUCAGAAAUUAGCUGAGCAGACAACAUGAUUACACAAUGUCAUGUAACGCAUUUUGUAUUGAUCAACAGAGUUUCUUUUUAAUGGGGUGAUGUUAGAGAAGGUGUUCUGUGUGUUUUCUUUUGCUCUAUAUUUUUGUUCAUUAUGUACAUUCAUUAUGUACAUUAAUAAAAUAUUUCUUCUUAACACAAAGUAUGUACAUGGUAUAUACAGUAGUAUAUAGAAGCAGCUAACUCCAGGCUUUGGGUAAAUAUAUUACAUUUUACAUUGGGAUUAGUUCUAAUUGUUAUUUAUUUGAAAUAACUGAGUUCAACUACACUACCCAGAGUACAACGUGGUCUACAAACAUGGACACUUCAGACUACAACACCCAGCACCAACAGAGACUGUCAUGUUCAAGUUCACCAUCUUACUGAUCACACACACACCUGUUCACAAUCACAGCCUACACUAUAAAACGACUUUCAACCCACAAUCACUGUGAAGUAUAUGCUCUGUGUUUUGCCCUGAUUGUUAUGAAGCAUUAUUGUUUACCAGGUUCCCGAUCUUGACUGGUUUUCACAUUUUACCUAGUUUAUGCUGUUUGCUCAUCACCUGGCCUCUGCCUGUCUGUUUACUAUGCUCUUGCCUUACAUUUUAGAUUUGUUUGCCUGUGUCUACACUAAAGCUGCUGUUUACCUGCACUCGUGUCCGCACCUGCCUCGCACACACAGUCUGCAGUACCUCUUCACUGUGCUCACACCAGGAACAGAUUUCCCCAAUUUCACUGUUGUUGGUCUACUGGAUGGAGAGCCGUUUGAGUACUAUGACAAUAAAACCGGGGAGAUCAUUCCGAAGAUGGCAUGGAUAGAAAAGUGUGAGCAUGAAAAUUAUUGGAAAAAACAGAAGAUUUGGAUCAAGGGUAAUGAGGAGGACUUAAAACCCUUUUUGUCUGCAGUAAUGAAGCACUUUAAUAACAGUAAAGGAUUUCACACAUGGCAGUGGAUGUCUGGCUGUGAGCUUUAUGAUGACCGAAUCACUCAAGUAUCCAACCAGUCCUGUUAUGAUGACAAGCAGUUCGUUUGUGAUGGCAAUUCCACUAGAGUGUACGACCAGUCUUGUUUUGAUGGAGAACAUGUCAUCACUCUGGAUCUAAAAAACCUCAUCUGGAAUACAACUAGUGAUAAAGCUCGAGCACUGAAAAACCAAUGGGAGGCUACUGGUCAUCGAGUUUUGGACCACAAGCAUGACCUCAUAAAGAAGUGUAUCAAGCUGUGUCAGUACUUGUCUUGGGGCAGAAAGAUUCUGGAAAGGAAAGUUCGUCCCGAGGCAUCACUGUUCCAGAAAAACUCGUCUUCUCCAGAGGUGGUGUGUCAUGCUACAUGUUUCUUCCCCAAUGCUGUGAAUAUCACCUGGCAGAAGGACGGAGAGGACGUGCAUGAGGACGUGGAUCUCAGAGAGACGUUACCCAACCAGGAUGGAAGCUUCCAGAAGAGAAGCAUUCUGACAGUCACAGCUGAGGAUCUGCAGAAACACAACUACACCUGCGUGAUUCAGCACAGCAGCUUGGAGAAGGAGAUGGUGCUGCCUGUGAGCGAGCGCCGAAUCCUGAAUCCUGAUGGAGGAUCAGGUGGAGGGCAGACUGGUAUCGUCGUUGGUGUAGUCGUGGCUCUCGCGGCUCUCGUUGCCAUUCUUGUUAUUUACUUCCAUUGCAAACGUAUCAACUCUGGUCAGUCCAUAAUCUGACUUUCAGGCUUCACAGCCGUUCCAGUCUAAUCCAAAUUGUUAAUGGUUUAGAUUUUUACAGCCUUCGAAGACUUUCCAUUCCAUGCAUGGUCUGAGAGAGAUGUUCUAUUAAGGAGAAUACGACAAGAUGUUCUGCUACUGAACGUUAGAUCAAGGGACCAUCCAGGGAUUUAACUAUUGUAUUGAAGAGGCUGACAUGAAGAAUGGAGAAUAACAUUCAAGUGUUAUCCAGACCAUUUCACCGUUCAUCCGAGCUAACUCAGUUUAGGUGAUGUAUUACUGUACUAAAAUGCAGAAGUUUUAUGUAAUUUAAAAAAAUCUAUUUACUGCAUUACUAAAUAAGUAAAAUAAUAGGUAAGAACAAUCUGCUUAUCCAAAAAAACAAAAAAAAAAACCUUUCAUAAUAUUAACAAAAGUGUCAGUAUGUCCGUUAAAGAAAAAUAUAGAAGCAUUAAAUCAUUUUAUCACAAAAAUAUAGCAUGCAUAAAAUUAACUAGUAAAAGAUAUUGUCUAUGAUCUGCAACACUGAGUAAACUUUAAUGAAAUUCAUAUAUAUCUGAUUUAACAGAACACUGUUAUAAAAAGGCAUUAAAGAGUCUGUUAUAAAAGAUGAAGAUAAUCUAUAAUGCAUCAUUGCAACAGUUACAAUACUGCAGACUGUGUAGAAACUAGGGAUGCACCGAUUGAUCGGCUGUCGAUCUGUAUCGGCCGAUAAUCACAUUCUGUGACCCGAUGGUAGACUCUAAAUUUGGCCGAUCUCAUGAACUGAUCACAAGUUGAUGACGUAAAACAUAUGAGGAUGUAAAACACAUGAUGACAUUAAACUUUAAUGCUGCAGUCAUGUCAUCACCGGUGUGGAAUUAUUACGAGGUCUCAAGAAACAAAGAAAAAUUCCCCAUUUUCCGUGUAUUUAUGUUCUCUGUAAAAUUAGUUCUGCUUAUUCAUUUGAUUCUCAAUUGAUAAAAAAUCUACAACUUUACUGUAAAUAAUAUAACCAAGGCAACAUCUGUGGUAUUACUUUAUCCAGAAAAAAUAAUAAUAAUUUAAAAAAAAAAAAAAGGUUAACAUUGACUGUCAACAGAAUACUUACAUAAUCACUUAUAUACAGCUUGAACGAUUCGGAUCAGUAUCGGCUGAUCAUGUUGACUGUUCUGCGAAUCUAACAGCACACAAAAAAUAACAUCUGGCUUUUCCCUUUGAUGGACAGGGCAGUGGGAGGGGCAUACUAUCUCUCCCCUGUCAAUCACAGCAACAUGAGCCAAUUGUGUGUGUCUACUGUUUUUUAAAAAUAAAUAAAUAAAUAAAUAGUUUCAAUGGUCCCCCGAAGAAAUGGUCGACCCCCCCCCCCCCCAAAAAAAAAAAAAACAAGAAACUUUUAAUGUAAGUAGUUCAUCAAACUAUAUUCUUCCCUUAAAAUUGGUCAAAUGGGACAAAUUUUAUUUUCACUAAAGCUUUAACAGAAUUUAGCUGCACUUGCAUUGCGUUUCUAAAACAAGUUUUCUCAGUGCAGGGAAACGUGCUACAGAUACAGUAAAUAGAUAUAAGAAUGUAAAAGUCUGAAUUAUUUCUUUAAUUCUUAGUGUGUGUGUGUGUGCAUGCAUGUGUGGGGUGUACACAAGUGUAUCCGUUACAGCAGUGUUUACUGGCAAAUUUUUUUAAUGACAGAUUAUUUAAUGACUUUUUGUAACUUAUUGUUUUAUUCAGUGCAUUGUUUCGUAACCUACUGUGAUAUUUACAGAGAAUUUGAAGUCUAAAAAUGACAUGUGAUAACAUGAUUUACUGUUUACCUCAGUGAAGGUUUGUUUAUAAUUAUUUACUAAUGUAUUAUAUACAUCCUGAGAAUGAAAAUGCAUUGUAUUUGUAUUUAUUACACAUUAGAAUUUUUAUACAUCACAGUGCGUGUGCCUUGCCGAGUGCAAAAGUUUGCAUAUCCAUACCCCAAAUGACUUUACAGGAAUUUUACCUCAGUUUCUUUCCCUAAUUUGCUGCCAAUUCCCACCCACCAGCCAGCCCUCUCCCAUUAAAUAACAACUACCACCUGGGGAGGCUGAAAGCUAACACAUGCUUCCUCAGAGGCACAUGAAGCCAGCCGCCCUCAUUUCUUCCCCAAACUGCUGCCCAUGCUGUGUUUCGCACAUGAGCUCACAGACGGCCACGGUUGGCCAGUGGUACUGUGAUUGGCCAAUGGUACUGUGAUUGACAGGGAAGAAAGAAUUCCCUCCCACCCAGAGAGCACAGCUAAUUUUGCGCUCUCUCCAAAAUUGACUUGACUUAAAGCCUGUUAAACAUAUUUUACCUUAAAUAUGACAUUUUUUUUAAAAGUAUGUUUUCCCUUCUUUUCUUUUGUUUAAACCAAAAACCUCAGGAGGAGAUAUAAACUUUUGCACUGAAUUACACUCUCUGGAAGUGUUGAGACGGAAACUGUUCUCUGCAGGGAGAUGAGUUUAUUUGUCUCUUUCAUCUUGAACAAAUGUCUUAUGUACUGUAAUAAAUCACCUAAAGAAUGC